Messenger RNA from Heterostelium album PN500, 408 nucleotides. RefSeq lists its product as uncharacterized. The record is from RefSeq and is a predicted model, not a curated record. NCBI's taxonomy places the organism in Eukaryota, Evosea, Eumycetozoa, Acytosteliales, Acytosteliaceae. The transcript is spliced from 3 exons. Bases 1 to 408 code for a protein of 135 amino acids.
AUGGAUGAUUUAUAUUUAAGAGUAAAAGGUAAUUUUAUAUUUGACCAAAUUCUAAAUUAUGGAGGAAUCUUCAGUCAUAUCCAAAUUGUAUUUGAAGAUGGUCACUCUGAAAACAUAAGAGUUUAUACAAAUGAAGAAGAUAGAGAUGAUAAAUCAAAGCCAAGAAUUCUCCAAAAUGAAGUUGAAUUUCCAGCUAUUGCCAAGGACUCUUCCAAAAAACGAGAUCUAUCUCAUCUUCGUUAUAUGGUGUCCUAUCUUCCAGAGGCCGAUUUCAUUCCAGUAUAUGAUUUAAGUUUAGUCAGAAUGGUGAUAAGAAAAUACUACCUACAAUUCAUCACUAAAAAGGUAAAUCGGGAGACAUAUCAAUUAAACUGUUGUUGUAACGUUUCAAAUGCUGAUAAGUACUAA